UCGACUCGAUUUCCUUCCCAAACCUCGUUGACCCGAGGCAAACCCUAGAAACCUCCCGUCUAUCGCCGGUGCUCUUCUCCAGCCAUCGAUUUCAGGCUCCAACGUCUACUGAGAUCGAGAUGGCAGGCAUGGGAGAGGAGGGAUCGCCUGCGCUGGCCAGUCAUUCCAGUUCGGACUCCAACUCCCGCCGCGGCGUCCACUACCUCGCCAAGUGUGUCUUACGCGGAAGCGCUGUUCUACACGCUGUGCAGGGCCACUUCCGUUCGCCUUACUCCAAGGACAUCGUAUUUGGCAAGGAAACAUCACUAGAAUUGGCAUCAAUUAACGAAGAUGGCAUCAUACAAUCAAUAUUUGAACAAAGUGUUUUUGGUACAAUUAAAGACAUUGCAGUCCUACCCUUGAAGGACAGACACCGAGGGUCUCCAUGUCAAGGACAAGGAAAAGACAUCUUGCUUGUUCUUUCUGAUUCUGGAAAACUUUCAUUGCUUACUUUCUGCUCGGAGAUGCAUAGGUUCUUUGCAAUGACACAUAUUGAAUUAUCCAAACCUGGAAAUACAAGGCAUCAACUAGGUAGAAUGUUAGCUGUCGAUCCUGGAGGAUGUUUUGUCGCUGUUAGUGCAUAUGAAGAUCAAUUUGCAGUAAUAAAUCUAGCCAUAUCUUCUGAAAGGAAUGUUGUUUAUGAGAAAAUUUAUUAUCCUCCGGAAAGCAAAAUUGAUGCAAGCAAUGGACGGGACACUUUGGGCUCCAUUGUCCGGGGUACAAUAUGGAGUAUGUGCUUCAUUUCACAUGGUACUUAUCAGACAAAAGGAUAUAAUCCCCUUAUGGCGAUUAUUAUGAACAGGAAAGGUUCAUUAAUGAAUGACUUGCUACUGUUUGGAUGUGAUCCGUAUUCACGGAUUAUUCAAAUCAUUUCUCGGUAUUUUGAAAGUGGCCCUUUAGCACUUGAUAUAUCUGCGAUCCCUCAUCUCCCUGGCUUUGCUAUUCUUUUCAGAAUAGGUGAGAUGCUUUUGAUGGAUCUUACAGACCCUCAAAAUGUCUGUUGCUAUCACAAGAUAAGCUUUGAUGUGCCUCUUUUGGUUGAAGAUAAAGGUUAUUUUGAUGAGUCUUGUAAGAUAUUAGAUGUUGAUGAUGAAGGUAUGUUUAAUGUUGCUGCCUGUGCUUUGCUGGAGUUAAAAGAUUCAGCAGCUGAUAUGUAUAAAAACGAUGAUCCUAUGAGCAUUGAUAGCAGCAAUGGAAAAAUUUCUUCAACUACUAAGCUUGUAUGCUCAUGGACUUGGGAACCUGCUACCUCCUUGGAUUCUAAGUUGUUAUUGUGUUUAGACACCGGGGAACUAUUUAAGGUUGAAAUUUCUUCUGGUGCUGGUGGAGUUCAAAUUAAUUUGUCAGACUGUCUCUACAAGGGCAUGGCUUGUAAAGCACUCCUAUGGACAAGUUGUGGAUUAAUUGCAGGUCUAGUGGAGAUGGGAGAUGGGUUUGUUCUUAAGCUAGAACAUGAUAGAUUAUCCUACAAAAGUUCUAUCCAAAAUAUCGCUCCAAUUUUGGAUAUAUCACUUGCUAAUUAUUACGAUGAGAACCAAGAUCAAAUGUUUGCUUGUUGUGGAAUGAAUCCUGGAGGUUCAUUAAGAACCGUUCGAAGUGGUAUAUCUGUAGAAAAACUUUUGAGGACUGCACCUAUUUAUCCAGGAGUAACUGGUAUGUGGACCUUGAGGAUGAAACAAAGUGACUCUUAUCACUCUUUCCUUGUUUUGUCCUUUGUUGAAGAAACUAGAAUAUUAUCAGUUGGUUUAAGCUUCAGUGAUGUAAGUGAAGCAGUUGGCUUUCAGCCUGAUGUAUGUACUUUGGCCUGUGGUUUGUUUGCUGAUAGAAUGCUUGUACAAAUUCAUAGGUGUGGUGUAAAACUCUGUUUACCUUCUUCAUCUGCUCAUCCUGAGGGCAUACCUCUUUCUCAACCAUUUUUUUCUUGUUGGUCUCCCAAUAAUAUGACAAUUAGUGUUGGCGCUGUAGGUCAAAAUUUGGUAAUCGUAGCUACCUCUAAUCCUUGCUUUCUUUACAUUCUUGGUGUCCGAUCAAUAUCAGCAUUUAAUUUUGAAAUAUAUGAGAUUCAGCAUGUCAGACUGCAGUAUGAAGUUUCUUGCAUUUCUAUUCCAUUGAGAAAUGCCAAUUCUAAACAUUUGGCCUCAGAAGUUACACCAAAUGUCAAGGAUCAUGAAGCUAGUUACAUUGAUAAAUGUGAUAUUAAUACUGCUUUUGUCAUUGGUACACAUAAGCCAUCAGUUGAACUUCUAUCAUAUGGCCAUCAAGAUGUGUUCAGAGUGAUUGCUGUAGGAGCUAUAGAAGUGAGCAAUGCACUUGGUAGUCCUAUUAGUGGAUGUAUUCCAGAAGAUGUUAGGCUUGUAUCAGUGGAUCAUCCUUAUGUUCUCGCUGGGCUGAGAAAUGGAAUGCUUCUUCGUUUUGAGUGGUCUGCUCAGACAGAUCCAAGCAGGCAUAGUGGUUUUACUAGGUCUUGUUUUAAUGACUUUGGAAGUCUUUCAUCAAGUGUGGAUAGUUUAAAUUCUUAUUAUAGUGCAAUGGAAGAUACUAAAGCUCCCACGCCUAUUUUUUUGCAAUUGAUUGCUAUUCGACGCAUAGGAAUUACUCCUGCUGUUUUGGUACCAAUGAAAGAAUCACUUGAUGCAGACAUAAUUGUACUCAGUGAUAGGCCUUGGUUACUAUAUACAGCAAGGCACAGCCUUGCAUAUACAUCUAUCUCAUUUCAGCCUGCUACUCAUGUGUCUCCUGUCAGUUCUGUUGACUGUCCUAAGGGGGUUCUGUUUGUUGCAGAAAACAGCUUACAUCUGGUUGAAAUGAUACAUUGCAAGAGACUUAAUGUGCAAAAGUUUUCCAUUCAUGGCACUCCAAGGAAACUUUUAUAUCAUAAUGAAAGUAAGACUUUACUGGUGCUGAGAACUGGACUAAAGGGUGGACCAUGCUCAUCAGACAUAUGUCGUGUAGAUCCCCUUAGUGGAACAUUGCUUUCAAAAUUUCAGUGUGAACCUGGGGAAACAGCAAAAUGCAUGCAAAUAGUGAAGGUAGGAAAUGAACAAGUCUUGGCUGUGGGAACCAGUCAAUCUUCUGGCAGGAUUAUUAUGCCUAGUGGUGAAGCUGAAAGUACAAAGGGCCGACUGAUUGUGUUGAGCUUGGAUUUCACAUAUAGUUCCGAGGGGAGCCCAAACCACUGCUCUAAUUUGAAUCUAUCUUCCCAAAGUGGCUCUACAUUUGGGGAGAUAAUUGGCCAUGCUGGUGAAGAAUUGUCACUUAAUAGUCAGUGCAGCAGCCAAGGUGAUAUUUGUUGUGAUGGUAUUCAUCUUGAUGAAACAGGGGCAGGGCAAUUGCGAUUAGUUUCCCAGGCCUUAGCAUCUGGUGCUGUACUGUCAGUCUGCUCUUAUCUAGACCAGUUUAUCUUGGCUUCUGCUGGUAAUACUCUUAAUGUUUUUGGCUUUGCAAAUGAGAACCCUCAGCGGCUGAGAAAGUUUGCUACGGGCAGGACACGUUUUGCCAUUACUUGUUUGAAGACAUUUUAUAAUAGAAUAGCAGUUGGUGAUUGCCGUGAUGGUAUCCUUUUUUAUUCGUAUCAUGCGGAUGUUAAAAAAUUAGAACUCUUGUAUUCUGAUCCUGCUCAGAGAUUGGUUGCUGAUUGUGCUCUGAUGAAUCGUGAUACUGCCAUCGUAUCAGAUCGUAAAGGGAACAUUUCUGUUUUGUCAUGUCCCAAUACUUUAGAAGCCAAUGAAUACCCUGAGAAGAACCUGGUGCUGAAUUGUUCAUUUUAUAUGGGUGAAACUGUUAUGAGCAUUGUAAAGGCUCCAGUUCCAUGUAAACUUCCAGUAGAUAAUUUUCCCAAUAAAUCUAUUGGUGUGGAGAUAGUUCAGAAAUCUUCCUAUGAUAGUAUUGUCGCAAGCACGUUGCUAGGAAGUGUCUUCAUCCUCAUUCCUAUUACAAGUGAAGAAUAUGCAUUGUUAGAUGCCGUCCAAGAUCGACUUGCAGUUCAUUCUCUGACUUCUCCUGUUCUAGGAAACAACCACAGGGAAUACCGUGGGCGUGGAUUUCCGUCGGGAGUUCCUAGCAUACUCGACGGAGACAUGCUCAUGCAGUUCUUGGAGCUAACAAGCAUGCAGCAAGAAUCUGUACUCGCUUCAUCAGGAGGUGGAUCAAACUCCCAUGCAUUGGCUUCAGAGUCGCAUCGCCAUCCUCUCUACUCCAACCAGGUUGUACACCUACUCGAACAAAUUCAUUACACACUCAACUGAGCUCCCCCUUCCGUCUGCUCGCGCAUCCCCUCAUCGGGUGUCUACUGAUACAACUCGAGGACUUGCAACGCUGCUAGUGAUCAACACCAGUGAUCUCCUUUUGUCGCACCGCAUGCAGAGAUGGAUCCGGAAUCCCCAAAUAAGUAAAACCAAUCUCACUGCGACUUUCAUUUGGAGUUUUCGACUCUGCAUCGCGUUUGUUUCGAGUGCCCUGAUUUGUUUGUUCUUCCGAUAUGAAAUAUGUACCAAGCUUGUUAGAUGGAAGUGGUUUAUAGUCGAUGCAGAGAGUUGUUGAGCAAUAAUUUGUAUUAAAAGGAAAAAGCUAUACAAUUCUCCCACUGAAUUAUACUUCAUUGUGUGAAUAAUGUUUCUUGGCUAUUUACCAUGGAAGUUUUCUUUUCAA
Messenger RNA from Zingiber officinale, 4686 nucleotides. Its product is annotated as splicing factor 3B subunit 3-like. Gene Ontology annotation, molecular function: U2 snRNA binding; protein binding. NCBI's taxonomy places the organism in Eukaryota, Viridiplantae, Streptophyta, Magnoliopsida, Zingiberales, Zingiberaceae. The transcript is spliced from 15 exons. The record is from RefSeq and is a predicted model, not a curated record. Gene Ontology annotation, cellular component: U2 snRNP; nucleus. Gene Ontology annotation, biological process: mRNA splicing, via spliceosome. The coding region runs from base 120 to 4283 and encodes 1387 amino acids.